AUGGGCUCUAAUGCUUGUUACAGUUGUGGCAAAUUGAGUCAGAUGAUGAAAGAUUGUCUGAAUAGGAGAGGUCAAGAAAAAGAGAAGGAGAAAGUUCAUCCUAAUAGUCCAAGUAAAGAGGCUCCAAGGAGGCAUCGAUUCUUCCCACUCAAGUUCAGGGGUGCAGAGAAAGGGUCUUCUGGUGAUGUCGUAUAUGACAACGACGACGAGGAUGAUGAUGAGAACGACGAUGACGAGGAGGAGGACGAUGACGACAACGACGAUGAUGACGGUGAGGAUGAUGACGACUACAACAACGACAAGGACAACAACAACAACAACAAGAACGACGAUGAUGAUGAGAACGACGAUGACUAUGACGUCGACGACAACGACGAUGACGAAAACAAUGAGGAUGAUGAGGAUGAGGACGAUGAAAACAAUGAUGUCGCAGACGACGACGACUACAACGACGACGACAAUGACGACGACAACGACAAUGAUAAUGAUGACAAUGACAACAAUGAUGACAACGACAAUGACAAUGACAAUGAUGACGACGACAACAAUGACAACGACGAUGACAACUACAACAACGACAACAAUGUCUACAACGAUGAUGACAACGAAAACAAUGAUAAUGACAAUGACAACGACAAUGACAACAAUGACCACAACGACGACGAUAAUGAUGACGACAAAAACAACAAUAGUAACAACGACGACAAUAACAACGAACACGACAAUGAUGAUGAUGAUGUCAACGACGAUGACGAAGACAAUGAAAAUGACAAAGACAACGACAAUGACAAUUACAACGACAAUGACAACACAGCAAGAACAAUGGCAACGACAACGGCAACGACACAACAACGGCAACGAUUUAGUAUUCACAACAACUUCAAUAUCUGGAAGAUCCAGAUGAUGGUGUUACCGCUCAGGGAAGGUUCAAUCGAUGAUGUUGAUGGAAAGUUCCCCGAUAAGAUAUUGUAUUUCGAUAAGGAAAAUGUUGAAGGAGAUGCAUUUAGUGUAAUCCAACUGUCUCUUACACCUAACGUACUUUGUGAUGUGAGUUUAAGUACCGAAGAGACGACCAAAGAGUUAUAG
Messenger RNA from Solanum pennellii, 1086 nucleotides. Its product is annotated as protein PFC0760c-like. The record is from RefSeq and is a predicted model, not a curated record. Bases 1 to 1086 code for a protein of 361 amino acids. NCBI's taxonomy places the organism in Eukaryota, Viridiplantae, Streptophyta, Magnoliopsida, Solanales, Solanaceae. The transcript is spliced from 3 exons.